Messenger RNA from Linum trigynum, 2038 nucleotides. Lineage: Eukaryota; Viridiplantae; Streptophyta; Magnoliopsida; Malpighiales; Linaceae. The record is from the annotation of a GenBank genome assembly.
CGUGUACGCAGCUCGCUGGACAUGCUUACGUUUACGGGUCGGGCAUAUAUGAAAUAAAACGUCACUCCGGAGGACCGGCUGUGGAAAGACGAAAGGCCGGUGCCGGUGAUUGGGCGUCGACGUCAAAUCCACGGCGCCCUGACCAACUCGGACACUAUUCCCUCUAAUCGCGCGUACCUUUGACCUCUAUUCCAUUCCCUCCAUUUGAAUAUUCAUUCGUCUUAAUCCCUGUUCCCGUCCUUCACGUUUGCGACCAAACGCCAAAAAAAUAAAAAAGGUUCAAAUUUCUUCUAUAUAAUUCCGCCUUUCCCCGGCCCGACGGAAGUCCGCGCUUUCUCUCGCUUCCUUUCCCACCCCGCCGGCGGUGAUGAAGACUCGAAGCAGCAACAAUAGCAGCGGUAGCACCAAAAUAUCUGCAAAAUGGAUUCCGCUGAUUUGUGCUUUCUGCUUUGCACUUGGACUUGUCUUCUCUAACAGGAUAUGGGUUCCGUACGAAUCCAAUGGUCAGCAGCUCAUAUCCCAGCGCCGACGUGAACAAGAAGAAUUUCAGGCGGUAUCUGAAGAUUCCACAGCUGCUAAGAAGGGAAAAGAUGUGAUGGAUGAAGUUCUUAAGACCCACGACGCCAUUCAAUCUCUAGACAAGUCGAUUGCAAUGCUUCAGAUGCAAUUGGCAGCUUCUCGGAGUUCUCAUGAGAUGACGAGCUUAGGUGCCUCUGGUGCAGCUACCUCUGUGACUGGCUUGUCACAUGAAGGUGCGCCUCGGCCUAAGGUUUUCAUGGUUAUUGGGAUUAACACCGCUUUUAGCAGCAGGAAGAGGCGUGAUUCAGUUAGAGAGACAUGGAUGCCACAGGGAGACAAACUCGUCCAACUGGAGAGGGAGAAAGGGAUUGUUAUCCGUUUCAUGAUUGGUCAUAGUGCAACAUCCAAUAGCAUUCUUGAUCGUGCCAUUGAUUCUGAAGAUGCUCAGCAUCAAGACUUCCUAAGGCUGGAACAUGUUGAAGGGUACCAUGAACUUUCUGCAAAAACAAAGAUUUUCUUUUCCACUGCAGUAGCGAAGUGGGAUGCUGAGUUCUAUGUGAAGGUCGAUGAUGAUGUUCAUGUCAAUUUGGGUACACUAGCUGCUACCCUUGCCCGUCACCGCUCAAAGCCUAGGGUGUAUAUUGGAUGCAUGAAAUCAGGGCCUGUUCUUUCGCAGAAGAGUGUCAAGUAUCACGAGCCGGAAUAUUGGAAAUUCGGGGAAGGAGGGAACAAAUAUUUUCGACAUGCAACAGGACAAAUAUAUGCUAUUUCGAAAGAUAUUGCUACAUACAUCUCUAUCAACCAGCCAUUACUUCACAAAUAUGCCAAUGAAGAUGUAUCUCUGGGUUCUUGGUUGAUUGGUCUUGAGGUUGAGCACAUUGAUGACAGGAAUAUGUGUUGUGGGACUCCACCAGAUUGUGAGUGGAAAGCACAGGCUGGAAAUGUAUGCGUUGCAUCCUUUGACUGGAGCUGCAGUGGGAUCUGCAAAUCAGUGGAGAAGAUAAAAUUUGUCCAUGAAAGGUGUGGGGAAGGGGAAGGAGCUGUGUGGAGUGCACUUUUCUGAAUAUAUUAAGUAUGUUGGGGUGGUUUAUUAGGGAAUCCAUCACUGCUGAAAGUCAUCCAUCCACUUAAGGCGUUCUGGGGGCAAUGAAGCAGUUGAGAAGGGAUGAAAGCUGCAAUGUGAUUCCUGAAGAUAGAAUGCACUGGCUAACAAACCCCGUCUCAGAAGCAUUGACUAUUUGAAGAGGGUAAAGGGUAGAGCUUGUACAGAUUAUGUUGAUGCAAAUUUGGUCCUUCUAGUCCAUAGAACGUUGUUGCUCACAAUGUUACCCCUUUAGGAGGCAGCGCAGCAGGGCUUGGCAAUGGGAUACUAGCUAAACUCUUGCCUUGACAGAACUUGGUUAGAUACUAUUGAUUAUACAUACAUUUGGCAUACGUGUCCAAAACUUUGGAAAGCAAGUACUUUUGUAUCAGCGAUUCAUGAUAAGUUCAGUUAGGCAAAUGAAAAAGAAACGACGUU